Molecule: messenger RNA, 3077 nt
Organism: Spirodela intermedia
Lineage: Eukaryota; Viridiplantae; Streptophyta; Magnoliopsida; Alismatales; Araceae
Source: the annotation of a GenBank genome assembly
AUGGAGAGGGAGAAAACAUCAACGCGGGGAGGAGAGGAAGAAGAAGAAGAAGAAGAGGACUUGGUUUGCUUGGACGGGUCGUUCUUCGUAAAUCGCGAGUAAGUGAGCCAUCUAUGCCGGAUGAUGCCAGUGGAUUCUCGCUCAAAACUCUGUGGUUGGUUUGUUUGGCAGCUACGAGGUCACCUCGUUCACGUUCGGGUCUCAUGUCAUCGAACUGCUCUGUCUGCAUUCUGCUUCCAGUAUGCAUCCCUAAUAUAUCUUUUUUCUCUUCCUUAUGAUCACAGUCGCAUUUAUUUAGUGUGUUAUUUUUCGUGAGCAGAAUUUGUGAAAAUGUUUUGGGAAAAUUCAUUGUAUUGUCUCCUAGAAGGCCAGUAUUCUGUGGGCAAGCCCCUGAAAUAUAUAAAAAAUAAAAUAAAAAAUAAAUUCUAUAGUUCAAACUCUAGGGCUGAAAGUGAAAGUCUCUUGCAUGCUUUGGGAGUGCUACUACGCAUCAGCCAAGAGAGAUCCAUUGAAUCCGUACCGUUUCAUCCCACAGCUUUUCGGUGAAUCCCUAGUUUUGAAGGGAACAACGGAUGAAUGUUUGGAAGAUAAUAGGGCGGUAGUUUCAUGGAGCCAGAUGAAAAAUGAGAUCGCCGAAGCUCUUAACAUGGGUAGCUGUUUCCCAAGAAAGAUUUUUAUUUUUUAAAAGUAUGUUCUUAAGUGAACCAAUCAGUAAAAACUAUACAUGAUGUUGGCUCUUGAUGUGUGGUUUGUGGUGAAUUAGGAGGAACUUAGUACGAAUAAUGUCGAAUGGAAUCCUCUCCAGUGGGGUGUAGGUUGUCUUCCUGAUCUUCCAUUCAGCUUUCUGCGCAGUUAUUUGUGCUAUUAUUUCCCUUUUAAAGGUAGAAGGUUAAUUUUAGCAUGUUAUUAAUUAGCUAAAAAAUUUGCUAAAUUCAGACGCAGCCAAAAAUCAGGAGUGUGGCUGCUGAAAUGUAUAUGUUUUGUGAAUCUUGGGCCCGGAGCUGGGAAAAACGUGAGCAUGUUCUAGCAAGUUUUGUUUCUUUUUUCGGAUUGCCCAUGCACCAAGUAUUUUGCAAAUUUCUUCAUAUUUUCUCGGCUUAGAGAUGGUGGGGCUGGGCUCAUAUUUAGGAGCCAGCGAAGGUUUUUGCUUCUAUUGAAGGUAACUUAUCAUUCAUUUAUUCGCUAACCAGAUGUUGGCAGCCGAUUAUGAUCUUACAGGACAGUUGGUAUGGCCAGGAGCUGUUCUUCUGAACAAUUACCUGUGCAAGAAUGAAGACAUGCUCAAUGGGUGCUCAGUGAUCGAACUUGGCUCCGGCGUAGGUAAGUCAAUUGUCUAUGAGAUAUCAUCCACUGCUUCCUGGCUCAGUUCAGCGCAGAGCUUAUUUGCUUUUUAAUUUUUUAAUUUUUUAAUUUUUCAGGUAUUACUGGGAUACUUUGCAGUAAAUUCUGCCGCGAGGUUGUAUUAACUGACCACAAUGAUGAAGUUCUUGAGGCAAGUUUCCUAAGAAGGGCCCACCUUUUUUGGUUAUUCAGCUACUCCGUUUAUUAAAGAGAUUUUAAUCAUGGGUUGAUUCAAUUAAUAAUUUUUAUUUUUAUUACGGUAUUUAUGUUAAUAGAUGAAUUAUGCAAAAUAAGUUGCGGAGACCGUAAUGUUAUAUAUGUGAAGACUGGUCUCUUUAAGGGAAACACUCUUUUUGAAGAGGUGAGAACCAUGGCCUCGUCUAAUUUACCUUUUAUUUUCUCUUCUGUAUACCUUGUUUGUUUCAAUCCAUACAAUGCCCCACACCCAUUUUAAAAAAUAAAUAAUAAUAGCAAUAAUAAUAAUGAUGAUGAUGAUAAUAAAAAUAAUAAAAAGAAUGGUCAUUGGGGAUGUGCAACAGCGAGGUGCCCUCAGGCUAAGAAGAAAAAUGAAAGUGGGCAGAUUUAAUGAGCUAGCCUAUGUGAUUGGUCAUUUUCCUUAUUUGCGCCUUUGAAUUAAUUUCUGAACUGGUUCCUAAUUUUAUUUUUUUAUUGAAUUACAGAUCUUGAAGAAAAAUAUAGAGCUUCAGGCAUCCUCAGGAUCUCCAUCCACAGCUGGUGAGAACCUUUUAUGGAGAUCCUGAGAAUAUGAUGUCACCUUUCUCCGUUUUUAUUACCAGUGACUACAUACCUGGUUCCCCUAGAAAGUUUGAACUUAUGGAAAGGGCAGUUACCUUCCUAACCCAUUGUUCUCUCACAGCAUUAAAGGCCAAGAAGUUGGAGUGGGGAGACGCAGAGCAUAUGACCCGGAUCCUUGAGGAAUUCCCAGCUGGUUUUGAUAUCGUUCUAGGAGCCGACAUUUAUAUCCUUUUAUUCUCUCUCUCUCUUCAUUGGGUGUUUAUAUAUCCAAAAAAUAAGCCCUAUAGUUCUCGUUGACUGCUAAUAAGCUUUCAGCAAUCCAACAUUCCUCCACUUUUUUCCACUGUGAAGAAGCUACUCGGACUCCAUGGACCGCAGUGCCGGUUCAUCCUCUCAUACAUAUCUCGAAUUAAGAUGUGGGUACUGCUUUUCUUGACCACAAUCCAUAUUAGUACGAAGCUCACCAAAAACUAUGGUUGGCUAAAACAUUAUUCACAUUCUAUCUUUAGAGAAAAAGGAUUGCCGUUGGUUUGAACUCCGUAUGAACACUGAUUAAUCCACAGUAUAUGGGUAUAUGAGUCUCCAAGUUACUAACUUGGGCCACUGACUUUAGAAUGAAUAUGUGCCCUUUGUACCAUUUUCCAUAAUCCACAUUUACAGGAACAUCACCAAAUGCAUUAUUGUUCACCUUUUAUCGUAGACGAUUGAUGAUUGUUGGUGGUGGAAGCACUAGAUCUCAAUUGAUAUUUUUUCUAUAAAUAGUGAUUGAUGUGGCUUCUAUGGGGUCUAUGACCUUCCAAGAUACCACCGUAAGCCAGGUGACUUAUGACUGAAUAUGUUCUGUGUUCCAAUUAUGCAGCAUGGAUGAGAUGGUGAUCAGUGAAGCUACCAAGCAAGGAAUGAAGGUGAAGGAAGUACCUGAGACGAGAGCAGUGAUCAGUAAUCUUGAAGGCGUCAUUUUUGAGAUCUCCCUCGCCUGA